Messenger RNA from Epinephelus fuscoguttatus (brown-marbled grouper), 1440 nucleotides. RefSeq names its product dehydrogenase/reductase SDR family member 13-like. Bases 86 to 1042 code for a protein of 318 amino acids. The record is from RefSeq and is a predicted model, not a curated record. Lineage: Eukaryota; Metazoa; Chordata; Actinopteri; Perciformes; Serranidae. The transcript has 5 exons.
UUGUUUAUGUGUGUGUCUGAAUACACAAAUUUGCUCAGACUUCCUCAGUGCAGCCAGUCUGGUGUGAGCAACCAGGGCUUUAGCAAUGUCUACUCUUCUGCUGGUUGUGGGUGUUGUUGUAGGGUUUGCUUACAUUUACCGCCAUGUUGUGGUUAAGGGAAAGCGGUGCACAAGUAAAGCAAGGCUGGAUGGGAAAACUGUGAUUGUGACCGGCAGCAAUACAGGCAUUGGGAAGACUACAGCCAUAGAUCUGGCAAAAAGAGGAGCUAGAGUUAUCCUGGCCUGUCGGAGUAAGCAGAGGGGAGAGGCUGCUCUUGAGGACAUCAAGAGGGAGAGUGGGAGUAAUCAGGUGGUGUUCAUGCAGUUGGAUUUGGGGAGUCUCAAGUCUGUCCGCAGCUUUGCCGAAAACUUCCUGAAAUCUGAACCCAGACUGGACAUCCUCAUCAACAAUGCAGGUAUUUACCUACAGGGUCGAACAGAGGAUGGACUGGGGAUGAUGUUUGGUGUCAAUCACAUUGGUCAUUUCCUGUUAACAAACCUGUUACUGGAUCGUCUGAAGGAGUGUGAACCGAGCAGGGUGGUCAAUGUGUCAUCCGUGGGACAUUGCUUUGGAAAAAUUGAUUUUGACUGCCUGAACACCAACAAAGCUCUGGGACUGGGGACCUCAUUCAUGGAGGUCUUUCAGGUCUACACCGAUAGCAAGCUGUGCAACGUCCUCUUCACACAUGAGCUGGCCAAAAGACUGCAGGGAACCAAGGUCACCUGUUACUCCCUCCAUCCAGGAGCUAUCAAAUCUGAGCUGGCAAGGAACACUAGCUCUGUACUGCAAUUGGUCCUGAUACCCCUGACUGCGUUUUUCUUCAAAAACACCGUCCAGGGAUCCCAGACCACCCUGCACUGUGCUGUCCAGGAGGGGAUCGAACAUCUCAGCGGGCGUUACUUCUCCAACUGCACUGUGAGAGAAGUCUAUCCUAAAGCCAAGGAUGACGCUGUGGCAAAGAAGCUGUGGGAGCUCAGUGAGAGACUGUGUGGUCUCGCAUAAAAAGCUUACCAUCAGAUUCCUCAUAUUGGGUGUCAGAAUUUCUGUUGGAUAUUAAUCAUGGGAGGAUAUCCUUCAAAGUACCUGAUACCUAACAGGAAAAGUUUAGCUGGCAGGCAAGAUAUGGUAAUGUAAGGUAAAGGUCUGGCACGUCAUUCACUGCUAAGGGCUUAAAUAAGAAUAGAGCCAGUCUGACUAUACAGACUAGUUGCCAUGACUCAAUAACUUUUGCUAUUCAUGUUGGUGAUUAUUUUCCAUGUUGUAUGCAGAAGAUAUGUACUCACAGCUAAAGUAAUCACAGAUUAUGUGUAACAGCUUGUUAAAAUUUAAUAUAUCCACAGAUUUUUGACUGCAUUUAUUUCAAUUACCAAUGCCCAAUAUAAAUAAACAAGUUACUUUUA